Messenger RNA from Aspergillus udagawae, 1098 nucleotides. RefSeq lists its product as uncharacterized. The transcript has a single exon. Bases 1 to 1098 code for a protein of 365 amino acids. NCBI's taxonomy places the organism in Eukaryota, Fungi, Ascomycota, Eurotiomycetes, Eurotiales, Aspergillaceae. Gene Ontology annotation, molecular function: O-methyltransferase activity. The record is from RefSeq and is a predicted model, not a curated record.
AUGAACGCUGAUAUGCUCUUGACAGGUACCAUGGAUGAUCUAGUCACUACGAGAACUGCUUCCCUACCAUCCCCAGCUGAGCUUCAAUUGAUCUUUGAGGCUCUAUCGAAAUUCAUCACGCAAUAUGAAUCUUCUCCUAAGGAUGAGAAAAGGGAAAUCCUUAAGCAUAUUCAGGAUGCUGCUAUGAGUCUUGCAAGAACAUCUGCAAGCCCAAUGGAAUCGCUGAUGUCGUUUUUGUUUCAGCCACAUCACAAUGCAUGUGUACGCGUUGCCAUAGGCAUGGGAGUCUUCGAUCAUGUCACUGCGCGUGGAGGACCCAUUUCUCUCGAGCUCUUGGCAGAGAAGACUGGAAGUGAACCCGAGUUCGUGUUCAGGAUACUCCGCGCUCUAGUUGCGAUGGACAUUCUCCACGAAUCGCAACCGGGGUAUUACUCGCAUACUCCGCUGUCUGAACUACUGGCAGAUAGAGGUAUCCAGGCAUAUGCAGUUCAUCAGUGGGACAAUAUCAAUUUUUGCAUGUCCCAGUUCGGGUCUUAUUUUGAGAAGCAUGGAUACCGAAGCCCGGCAGACCCCAAAAAUGCCCCGUUCACUUGCGCAAUGGGCAUGGAAAACGCAAGUUUCUUUGAAAUUCUCGAGCUGAAUCCAACAAGAAUGGAUGUCUUUAAUAGGGGAAUGGCCGGGUUCAAUACUGGAGUGGUUGCGUUGUACGAUUUUGGAAGCCUGGAAAAUAUCAGCCAAGAAGCAGUCGCCAUCGUUGACGUUGGUGGAGGCAAGGGUCACACGCUCCUCGAGAUACUCGAUACGUUUCCGGCCCUUAGGGGAAGAUGUGUUCUUCAGGAUCUCCCCGCAGUUCUGCAUGGGAAUGUUGUUAUUCCCGAUGGGGAUAUAUGUCUUCAGCCUUAUGACUUUUUCAGAGAGGUACAACCAGUGAAGGGUGCGUAUUUUUCUUCGUCAGGUCGAAUACCCCAUGCCAUUUCCGAAUAUUUCGCCUGGCUGAUACGGCAUCAGGAGCUGCAAUAUAUCUGUACAAAUGGAUUUUUCAUGAUUGGCCAGACGCAGACUGCCGGACCAUCCUCAGAAACUUAUCUCCAGCUAUGA